Molecule: messenger RNA, 3130 nt
Organism: Gadus chalcogrammus (walleye pollock)
Lineage: Eukaryota; Metazoa; Chordata; Actinopteri; Gadiformes; Gadidae
Gene: amn1
Product: antagonist of mitotic exit network 1 homolog (S. cerevisiae)
Exons: 5
Coding region: 297-941 (214 amino acids)
Biological process (GO): SCF-dependent proteasomal ubiquitin-dependent protein catabolic process
Cellular component (GO): SCF ubiquitin ligase complex
Molecular function (GO): protein binding
Source: RefSeq, a predicted model, not a curated record
CCUUCAGCUGGGCAUGGAGUCGGUCAAAUGGAAAAAGGCUAACUAGAAUAUGGGUGUAUCCCAAAAUAAGCCACGUUUACAUAAAAUGGAUUUAGCAGACGCUUUUAUCAAAAGCGACCUACAACGGGUCAUACACCGACGCUAACAUGCAGUGAAUUCCUUCAGUGAAUGUUAGGGACACCUCGACACUCAGCUAGGAGGAACCAGGGAUCUAACUACCAACCUUUCGGUAACUUGCAAGUCAACCCGCUGUACCCCCUGAGCUAAGCCGACCCACGUCAUUAGUGUAAUGGACAAUGUUAUUGCAUCCAGGCCUACAGACACUGGAUCUUCAAUGCUGUCAAGUGUCAGACCUAGCUCUGGGCCGGAUCUGUUGCCCUCGUCUGAAAACCAUAUUCCUAAACAACAGUCCGGGGAUCACCUCAGAGGGCGUUCUUUCUCUGGCCUCCUCCUGCCCCAACCUCCAGAACGUGGACCUCGGUGACUGUGUGGGCGUGGCAGACGAGGCAGUGCAGGCCCUGGCCCGGCGCUGUAAACACCUGGAGGUCCUUUCUUUGAGUGGAUGUCCUGCUGUGGGCGACGUUGGUCUGCAGGCACUGGCGGAGAACUGCAGCCUGCUGCACACGCUCCUCCUCUCAGGAACACGGAUUACAGAUGCAGGGAUCAUUGGACUUCUGAAAGGACUGUGCCGCAAUAACUUGUGUGAACUACAGGUGGCGCGAUGUCCAGUGCUGACAGAUGAGACGGUGAGGGCUGUCUUCAAAAACUGUCCCAAACUCAAAUGUUUUGUCUUCAAUGAUUGUCCCCACAUCACAGGUAAGUGCUCAUCCACAUCUUUACCUGCGAAACCCAAAUUCCACCACUCAAUGCCAAUUGUGAUGCUGAUUGACGAAACAAAGGAGACUUUUGAAACAGGAUUCUUUCACAUUCUGUUUCUCUAGCUGCUACUUGUUGGUAUGUGCCUGUUUUCUUGACCCCCUGGGGAAUGUGGAGGAUUAAGGCUUCCACCUGAUAAGGCAUGGCUUCGUCCCCCCAUUAUGACAUCCUGAGUUUACAUCCCAUAGUUUACAAUCUGGUUAAAAAAAUACUAUAGUUUUUUUGGGGGGCAGAGCUGUUCUCAGCACAAAAUCUUUGAGUAUCAUUAAAUGCUUCAGUUAAGAAAUGUAUUGUCUUUAAAAAUAAAGAAACUGAAUGUAUGACUUCAAAUAUAUAUUAAUCAUCGUUUAUUGGCUCUUCCCUAUUCAGAUCAGAUUUGGCUACCAUUGGAUGACAUUGGUCAACGCAAGCUUCAAAAUCUGACCUGGACUGUGUAUUAGAAACAUUAGUAUUGAAGUUUCCAUGUUCUUGAUUGGAGAUGUUGCACUUUAUAUUAUCACAUUGUUCCUAUAUUGACUUUUUUUCUCUUUUAUUUAUAUGCAUUGUUUGCUACUGAUCAAAACUUGUUCAUAGUAAUAAGUAAAAUAUUCUAAGUGAUGAAAGGGGCUGUGGUUACAGUUCAGGGCGUGGCCUCCUGCUGCUGUUUCAAAACUGCACUGGGAUUUUGUUUAAUUUAAAUAUAUUUAUCUAAAAAAAUUGUAUAAUGUUAUAAUUCCUAUUAUGAGAAUAAAAACAGAUUUCACAUUAAUAACUCACAUUCGGAUGUUUGCAUGUAUGAAAUAUAAAAAUCCUAAAUUGUUGACAAUUUAGGCUGAUAGCGCCAAACGGUACUACAUGUCAGUCCAUAAUUCUCCAUUUGCACCGAUUUAGGGAGCUCAAACUCAGCUAUUUGCUGUAGGAGUCUUUUAAUGUCGUGCUCCUCAAAAGAGGCUCUCCCGGGGUCUCCUAUAAGGACUGUGGUUCCGUGGGCGUUUAUGCAGCUGUCCAACCACCGGUGAAGUCCAUCAGCGAGGGCCUCAUCGUAGAACAUGUCUCCCAACAAAAUUAGGUCAUAGUGCUUGGGUUGUGAGCCAAUCAUGUUGUCACUCAAACAUUCAACUGGCCCAAUACCAUUCAGUUCACAGUUUAUGAUGGUGGCAAUGGCAGAAACUUGAAAAAGAAAAAAAUGCAAGUCAGCAAUGGCUAUUAUGAGUUAUUUUUAGGUUCAUUAUUUGAAUGCCUUACCGUUGUCAAUGUCGUUAGCUACUACGUGAGAUGCUCCACAAAGGCUUGCAGCAAUGGCUGAAGCUCCACAACCGCUUCCAAGAUCCAGUACCCUCUUGCCUUUAGCAACUCCAGGGUUAUUCAGCAAAUAUCUGUAAGUCAACAAUCCAACAUAUGUCGAGAGACAUAGAGACCAACCACAGACCAUACAGGUUUGUUAGUUGUCAUAUAUUUUAAUCCUAAUGCACUUGCAACAAUACUAUGUUGUGGUCAAAUUCAUACCUAGCAAGAGCUUGUCCCCCGGGCCAAUAUAUCGCCCAGUAGGGGUCAGGGAGAGGCCACAGUACUGGGUUUGCAUGCCAAAAUCUGCAUUUAGCCGUCAACAACCUCAACUUGAUCUCUGGUGUCAAGGAGUCCUCUCCAACAAUCUCUGUAUUCUCCACGAUAAACCUCCCGAUGUCAGCUGAGACCAAGCUACUUGAAAAUCGUUGUUUAUUACCGCAGCAGGACACCUUUUCUGAUAUGUUUGUGGUUUGCAACAUUCCCCAAAGGUUUCUGAUAUGAUAUAGCUUCAUUUUAUAUAAACGCCUACUAAACCACGAAGGCCAAAUAGUUACACAUUAGAAAAUGAGCAGAAUACACUGUUGAACGAAGCACAUGAAACGGCUCCUGAGCUGCACGGAUGUAAUGUAAUACAAUCGGACAUGUACUCCGACAGUGAUACGCCUCCCCGUUUUGGAGGUACGCUGGUUCCGAGAUGAAAAGUUCCUAGGUGAAAAGUGUCGUCCUAUUUUCCCUGGACGACGUUUCGACCUUAGCUUCCAAUGUUAUUUAUGACAUUUCAAUACACUGAAUCCUUGUUUCAGAAAAAUAUGUUAUAUAUUCUAAGAAAUCUUCUAAAACGUUGCAACACGUCGGCAUUAUUACCUAUAGGCCUCUGCUUUAAUUGUUUCUUAAAACAAAUCAGUAUGCCAGUAGACCGAGUUAAUUUAACAGUCCAUAGCCAAAUAAGAAACAUAUAUUUCUCAUAAUGUCACGGUUCAUAAACAUA